Messenger RNA from Tauraco erythrolophus (red-crested turaco), 1224 nucleotides. The record is from RefSeq and is a predicted model, not a curated record. Lineage: Eukaryota; Metazoa; Chordata; Aves; Musophagiformes; Musophagidae.
AUGCAUCACUUUGAGGAAGAAUUAACGUGUUCCAUUUGCUACAGCAUAUUUGAAGAUCCACGCGUUCUGCCCUGUUCCCACACGUUUUGCAGGCGUUGUCUGGAAGGUGUUAUUCAGCUGUCAAACAACUUCUCCAUUUGGAGACCCCUGAGACUUCCUCUGAAGUGUCCCAACUGCCGGAGUGUCGUCGACAUCCCUGCCACAGGGAUCGAAUCCUUGCCCAUCAACUUUGCCUUGAAAGCUAUUAUUGAAAAAUACCAGCAGGAGGAUUGCUCCGAUGUUGCAACCUGUAGUGAACACCACAGGCAGCCGCUGAACAUCUACUGCCUUUUGGACAGGAAGCUGGUGUGUGGCCAUUGCCUCACGAUAGGGAAACACAACGGCCACCCCAUAGAUGAUCUCCAGAGUGCCUACCUGAAAGAAAAGGAGAAUUCUGGAAAAAUUCUUGACCAGCUGACUGACAAGCACUGGAGUCAUGUGUGUUUGCUCAUGGAAAAGCUGAAAGAACAGAAGUCCCAGUGUGAAAGCGUUAUUGAAGAUGAUAAAAAAGUCAUGGCACAGUAUUUUAAGAAACUUGGCGAUGUCUUGGAGCACAAAAAACAAGCUCUGCUGGCUGCGCUGGAUGAAAUCAACACCCGCAUUUUGGAGGAAUAUAAGCCUGUCAUUGAGAAGUUGGAGAAAAUGAGGGAAGAACAGCUGGAGUUAAUGUCGCUGAACACAUCUGUUCAAAAAGAAGAGUCCCCGCUUGUUUUUCUGGAGAAGGUGGACGAUAUACAUCGACGGAUAAAAGCUUUGAAACAGAAGCCACUGCCGGAUUUUAAAGCUGUGGAGAUUUAUCCAAGGAUUGGGCACCUGCUGAAAGACGUGUGGGCUAAAACUGAAAUCGGGCAGAUCAACAAGAUCCUCAUUCCAAAAAUAGAACUGGUUCCGAAAAGAAAGAUACCCGGGAAAAGCGGCAGAAAGGAAGGAGGAGAACCUAAAGAGCUCUGCCAGGCUGUUAAUCCUUUAGCAGUCCUGCCUCUCUUAAUAAUCGUAGUGGUAACUGUGUUUUCCUUUCACAAACCAGUAUCGUCAGUUGUAAUGGAAGCUGCUCCCACCUACAUUUCCGAAUUCUUGCUGCUUAGUUACCAAGGUUUCUGCACCCACUUACAGAAUAUAGAGGAUGUGCUGUGCCAUAUGUUUAAUUCCCUGAUGGAGUUUUUAGGGAGAGCUGUUUCUUUUUAA